CGCAGGCUCGGUGGGCCGCCGGGACGGAGCGAGCCAGCGGUCCAGGGAGAGAACUGCUGACCGGUCACCGGCUGUGGGCACGAUGAGACCCGGAGAGGAGCGGCCGGUGGAAGGGGGUGCCUGCGCCAGCGUCUCCGAUCUGGAGCUGCUGAAGCUGCGCGCUGCGGAGUGCAUCGACGCGGCGGCCGAGCGCCUGGGGGCCCUGAGCCGCGCCAUCUGGAGCGAGCCCGAGCUGGCCUACGAAGAGCAUCAGGCCCACGGCGUGCUGACGCGCUUCUUCCAGAGCGAGACCCCGGCCGGGUCGUGGGCGGUGCAGCCGCACUACCAGCUGGCCACGGCCUUCCGCGCCGAGUGGGGGUCGCCGGGGGGCUGGGCGGCGCCGCGCCCGCUGCACCUGGGCUUUCUCUGCGAGUAUGACGCGCUGCCCGGCAUCGGGCACGCCUGCGGCCACAACCUGAUCGCCGAGGUCGGGGCGGCGGCCGCCCUGGGCGUCAAGGGGGCCCUGGAGAGCCUCGCCGGACUGCCUCUGCCGGUGAAGGUGAUUGUCCUGGGAACCCCUGCAGAAGAAGAUGGUGGUGGCAAAAUUGAUUUAAUUGAAGCCGGGGCUUUCAAAAAUCUUGAUGUUGUUUUUAUGGCCCAUCCAUCUCAAGAGAAUGCCGCUUAUCUACCUGACGUUGCUGAACAUGAUGUGACUGUGAAGUACUACGGUAAGGCGUCUCACGCUGCUGCUUAUCCCUGGGAAGGGCUGAAUGCAUUAGAUGCUGCCGUCCUCGCUUACAACAAUCUGUCUGUGUUAAGACAGCAACUGAAGCCCGCCUGGAGAGUUCAUGGUAUAAUAAAAAAUGGUGGUGUAAAACCCAAUAUCAUUCCCUCUUACUCUGAGUUAAUCUAUUACUUCCGUGCACCCUCAAUGAAAGAGCUUCCAGUUUUGACCAAAAAGGCAGAAGACUGCUUCAGAGCUGCAGCUUUGGCCACUGGCUGCACAGUGGAAAUUGACGGUGGAGCACAUGAUUAUUACAAUGUUCUUCCCAAUAAGAGUCUGUGGAAAGCUUAUGUUGAAAACGGAAAACAGCUAGGAAUAGACUUCAUUUCAGAAGAUGCUAUGUUCAGUGGCCCUUCAGGAUCUACCGAUUUUGGGAAUGUUUCUUUUGUGGUUCCCGGGAUUCAUCCGUAUUUUUACAUUGGAUCUAAUGCCUUGAAUCAUACAGAACAGUACACUGAAGCUGCAGGAUCACAGGAGGCUCAGUUCUACACUUUGAGAACAGCCAAAGCUCUGGCAAUGACUGCACUGGAUGUUAUCUUUAAACCAGAGUUGCUGGAAAGAAUCAGAGAGGACUUCAGACUGAAACUUCAAGAGGAAGAGUUUUAAAUGCAGUAGGAUAAAAGGAGGGUUUAGGAGCUACUUACAGAUCAUUCAGAAGAAGUGAUGAUUUUUUUCCUGUAAUCUUUUUUAAUGAGCGAGGAGGGCAUGGCUUGUUUUUCAGUCUUAAAGUUUGAGUCAAAUUCCUCUUACCUGAAAAGUGAGGACACAAUGUGGAAAAAACAUAUUACCUCACCUCAUAUCUAGAGUGAAAGUUUCGCAAAUCUGUGGCUGAUGAAAUUGUGACCUUUCAGAGCUGGCAUUUCAUAAACAACCUGGAUGACACAUGGUUUAUCGGUGAUAAUAUUUUAUAAAGCCAUAUGUUGUGUGAGUGUAUUUUAAAAGAUCCAAGAGAUUUCAGGCCUUAUAUUCAUAAUGGGCACAUGAAAGAUGUUUUUGGUGUUGGUAACACUGUUCUAUAAAGUUGUUUAAAAAUUCCCAUUCUAAAUUUAGGGAAGAUUCAUUUGGAAUAUCUGUAUCUGUUUUGGUCUAGAGACUCUCUUCAUUGAUAAUAAAAGUAGGCUUUUAAUCAGAAAUGCUGUGGGAAAUAACUAGAAACUCAGGUGCAAAGAAUGAGCUUAAGUUACCGUUUGAAAGAAAAUGAAAAUGUUCUUUUUUGUAUAUAACUUACUCUGAGAAGUGGCAUUGAAGUGCUAUUUCUCAUUCCAUAUUAUUGUAAUAGGGAAAAUGGUAGCUGGAUAGGAUUAGACUCUUCCUGUAAGGUUUUGGCUUGGUGGCCCCAUGUGCCCUAGGGGAAUAUGGUGAGAGGAGUCAUGUCUGCUUACCUUGAAUGUUAAUGUCAUGGAACUGGUCCCCUCUACCUCGCAGCCCUGUUCAGGCUUCUCCUCAGAAGCUAGCCUGUCCAGCCUGAGUAAACUCAGUAGUUUAUUAAAUUUAGGCGACAGAAUUCUAAGCCUCCUUAAGCCCCAUGCUAGUAUAAACUAAGAAGUAUUAUAUUAGUUUUUCCUGGUGUGACUUUCUUUAUCAUGAUAAAAGAAUGUGAAAAGUAUCCAGUAAAACAAAUACAUUAAGCUGUGAAUAUAGUAAAGGUCAGGGAGUCCUCAAAUUUGAGCCAUAAGCAUUCCAAAAAUGGAAGGGGGAAGGAGAGCAAAGUGAGCAUUUGGUCUCAGCUGUAAGCAAGUCAACUUGUAUGCUCUGAGACUUCCGCUUCUCUUUCGGAAAGUUAGAUUUGAUCCCUUAUCCUUAUAGUCUUUUAAACCUCUAUUUCCUCUUUUAUCUGAAGUUAUUUAAAGUUAAAAGAGAGGGGAAUUUGAGAGGAGAGUUAGUAUUUAAGAAUUGCUUUCCUUCUGUAUCUGCCGUCUGCAGACUGGCCUGAUUUGGCAAGCAGCCUGAUUGUUUAUGGCUAGCAUGCUGAAAAUGAGCUGUUCUUUUUUAAAGGGCUCAGGAAGAAAGAGCAUCAGAGAGCAAAUUGUGUGACCUGCAACACCUAAAAUAUUUACUGUCCGCCCCUUUGUAAGAUAAAAGUUUGCCUGUCCAUCCUGUAUAACAUAAAAACUGGCUCUCUUUGACUUACAUCGUAUAAUCAGAUCUUAUCCUGGAAGAAAACUUCAAGCCUCUGAAUUGAAAACACUGAGAAAGGGACUUAGCAGUGCCCAUAACACAUCAGUGGUCUGUCCUCACUGGGGGUUCUGGCUCUUUUGAAGUUUGCUUUCUUUUUUUUUUUCAUUUAUUUUUAUUAGUUGGAGGCUGUUUGCUUUCUUUAGUAUCCAGCCUUAAGGCUGUCCCCUGUGCUGGCCACUCUUCUUACUCUGUAUCAGCUUUGAGAACUUGGUCCUCCAUGACAUUCUUUGUCUCAUUUUUAAAAAUUAGAGUAGAUCUCUGGGUCCAGAAGACCCCCUGGAGAAGGGAAUGGCUACCCACUCCAGUAUUCUUGCCUGGAGAAUUCCAUUUCCCCCUAGAUCUCACCCUGACAUUUUAUGUUAAGUUAUUUAAUAUAAUUCAGACUUUAUUCUUUCUAAUUCAGACUUUUAAAAUCCCCUCUUCAUUUUUAUUUACUAGUGAGCUAACUGAGCCAUAUUACAUUAAAGCGUGUAAAUAAAUAA
This is a messenger RNA of Odocoileus virginianus texanus, 3423 nucleotides long. RefSeq names its product peptidase M20 domain containing 2 (gene PM20D2). Gene Ontology annotation, molecular function: dipeptidase activity. The record is from RefSeq and is a predicted model, not a curated record. Lineage: Eukaryota; Metazoa; Chordata; Mammalia; Artiodactyla; Cervidae.